AUGGCAGCUGGGAGAGUAGCAGCUGCGACUGCGAUGCUUGGCCGUCUUCUGCUCCUGCUCAUCGCAGUCGCAGCUUCCGACGCCAACGAUGGAGGCAGCCAGCCGCCGAUCAGCCGGAGAAGCUUCCCGGAAGGGUUCAUCUUCGGGACGGCCUCAUCGGCAUAUCAGUAUGAGGGUGGUGCAAUGGAGGGGGGAAGAGGACCAAGCAUCUGGGACAUCUUCACCCAUCAGCACUCAGAUAAAAUCGCCGACCGGAGUAAUGGGGACGUUGCAGUGGAUUCCUACCAUCGUUACAAGGAAGAUGUGCGCAUCAUGAAGGAUAUGGGAAUGGAUGCCUACAGAUUUUCCAUAUCCUGGACUAGAAUUCUUCCAAAUGGAAGCCUGAGCGGUGGAGUGAACAGAGAAGGCAUCAUGUACUACAACAAUUUGAUUGAUGAGCUUGUGUUGAAAGGUGUGCAACCAUUUGUGACACUUUUUCAUUGGGACUCGCCCCAGGCAUUAGAAGAUAAAUAUGGAGGAUUCCUUAGUCCUAAUAUUAUAAACGACUAUAAGGAUUAUGCUGAGGUUUGCAUCAAGGAGUUUGGCGACAGAGUGAAACACUGGAUCACAUUCAAUGAACCCUUGAGCUUCUGCGCAACAGGGUACGCAUGGGGCACAUAUGCACCAGGCCGGUGCUCACCGUGGGAGCAGGGCAAAUGCAGCACUGGGGAUUCUGGAAGGGAGCCUUACACAGCAUGUCACCAUCAAAUACUAGCCCAUGCAGAAACAGUCCGAUUGUACAAAGAAAAAUACCAGGCUGUGCAAAAGGGAAAGAUCGGAAUAACUUUAGUCACAAAUUGGUUUGUUCCUUUCUCCCAUUCAAGAUCCAAUGAUGAUGCAGCGAGGCGUGCCUUGGACUUCAUGUUUGGAUGGUUUAUGGAUCCCCUUAUUAGAGGACACUAUCCAGUAAGCAUGAGGAGAUUGGUUGGAAAUCGCUUGCCGCAGUUCACAAGCGAGCAGUCUGAGCUGGUCAAGGGUGCAUUUGACUUCAUCGGACUCAACUACUACACUGCAAACUAUGCUUCUAACCUUCCUCCAUCAAAUGGCCUCAACCUCAGCUAUAGUACAGAUUCUCAGGCGAACCUUACCGGUGUGCGAAAUGGUGUGCCCAUAGGCCCUCAGGCUGCUUCAUCUUGGCUCUACAUUUACCCUCAAGGAUUCCGUGAUCUGCUACUAUAUGUCAAGAAAAAUUACGGCAACCCUACUGUCUAUAUCACUGAAAACGGAGUUGAUGAAGUCAACAACAAGAGUCUACCACUCCAGGAAGCCCUGAAGGACAGCACUAGGAUAGAGUACUACCAUAAGCAUCUCCUUGCCCUACAAAGUGCUAUAAGCGACGGGGCGAAUGUGAAAGGCUACUUCGCGUGGUCGCUGCUGGACAAUUUCGAGUGGGUGAAUGGCUACACGGUCCGGUUCGGGAUAUACUUCGUGGACUACAGUGAUGGACUGAAGCGGUACCCCAAGAGCUCCGCCCACUGGUUCAAGGAGUUCCUCAAGAAAUAA
Molecule: messenger RNA, 1542 nt
Organism: Miscanthus lutarioriparius
Lineage: Eukaryota; Viridiplantae; Streptophyta; Magnoliopsida; Poales; Poaceae
Source: the annotation of a GenBank genome assembly